AUAGAGAAGAAAAAAAACGGUCUAUAAAAGGUCAAACUCAGUAAGGCUCACACAUCCACAAGCCUCUAACAAAUUUUUCUCCAAAACCUCUCUCUAACAUUUUACCUUUAACACAAAAGAAAAAAAAAUGGCAAGUGGUAACCCUGUAACCGCCAAACCCACGCCUGCACCGGUGGACAUGGCGAAUCCCGAGGAGCUCAAGAAGGUUUUCGACCAGUUCGACUCCAACGGCGACGGCAAGAUCUCGGUGACCGAGCUCGGAGGCGUUUUCAAGGCCAUGGGGACUUCCUUCACCGAGACGGAGCUCAACCGCGUCCUGGAGGAGGUCGACACCGAUCGCGACGGCUUCAUCAACGUGGACGAGUUCUCCGCUCUCUGCCGCUCGUCCUCCUCCGCUUCCGAGAUCCGCGACGCCUUCGAUUUGUACGAUCAGGACAAGAACGGGCUCAUCUCCGCGGCCGAGCUCCACCAGGUGCUUAACCGCCUCGGGAUGUCGUGCUCCGUGGAGGACUGCACUAAGAUGAUCGGGCCUGUGGACGCUGACGGCGACGGGAAUGUCAAUUUCGAGGAGUUUCAGAAGAUGAUGACGUCUUCCUCCCUCGCUAACAGCAACAACGGAUCCGCUCCUGCUGCGGCGGCGAACGGUGGUUCGGCCUAGGGUUUUCUAGAUUUCGUAUGAGGAUCCUCUCUAAAACUGGGAAGAAUAAUUACUACUAUGCUUCUUUUAGGUACUUUAAAAAAAAAAAAAAUGUGAUAAAAAAGUCUAACUUCGAUCCAUCGUUGUUUGGUGUUGUUCUUCUGAAAACAGAUUUGCUUUUCUAAUUUCCUCAUCAUCUACCUUCUCGAUGCUAUAGUUUCGAACCGUGGUUACUCUGGCUUUGAAACCGAAUCAGAUUUUCUACGUCUUGAAAAGUUACAAAUUUUCAAUGGAAACUGAUUCAAUCA
Molecule: messenger RNA, 945 nt
Organism: Brassica napus (rape)
Lineage: Eukaryota; Viridiplantae; Streptophyta; Magnoliopsida; Brassicales; Brassicaceae
Product: probable calcium-binding protein CML27
Exons: 1
Coding region: 128-658 (176 amino acids)
Molecular function (GO): calcium ion binding
Source: RefSeq, a predicted model, not a curated record